UCCCUCUAGCACUAGACCAACCGCUCCUCGCUCUCCAAACUGCAUUCAGUCUCGUAGAGGAGGAGAGCUGCUUCUCAAAUCGCAAUUCACAGCAGAGAGACGGUCAGAUCUGAGCUCCCGAUGAUCUUCGCCUUCCUCCACCUGCUCUGCCUUUCAAGUUCGCAGCUUUAACUUGUAUGCUAUUUUGUUCUGAUUACUCACCAAUGGCAAAAUCAAGGCAACAUUUCUCUAGCCAAGAUUCAUCACUGUCCCCAACUUCUGUGCGAUCCCAAGAAUGGGAGGGUCCAUCAAGAUGGACUGAAUAUUUGGGUCCAGAGACAACUUCUCCAAUGAAUUCGAGGAGCUCCAGGAAUUCAGGUCCUGAUGAACAGGUCCACAGUUCAGGCGGGUCCCACAAAGGCUUGAACAUCCAGUGGGUAGUUCAAGUAACUGAAGUGGCAGAAGGUCUUAUGGCUAAAAUGUAUAGGCUGAACCAAAUUUUGGAUUACCCGGAUCCAGUUGGCCAUGUAUUUUCAGAAGCAUUUUGGAAAGCCGGUGUGUUCCCCAACCAUCCAAGAAUUUGCUUGUUACUCUCAAAGAAGUUCCCUGAACAUUAUAGCAAACUACAGCUUGAACGCGUUGAUAAGGUUUCUUGGGAUGCCUUGCAAGACAAUGCAGAACUUCAUUUACAAAGCUUGGAACCAUGGAUCCAGCUGCUUGUUGAUUUGAUGGCAUUCCGAGAACAAGCUCUACGACUCAUAUUGGAUCUGAGCAGCAUAGUUAUUACCUUGUUGCCCCAUCAGAACUCACUUAUACUACAUGCAUUUAUGGAUCUCUUUUGUUCCUUUGUCCGCGUGAACCUUUUCUCAGAGAAGAUGCCAAGGAAAAUGAUGCUACAAAUGUAUAACCUUUUGCAUUCCAUGUCAAGAGACCGAGAUUGUGAUUUUUAUCAUCGGUUGGUUCAGUUUAUAGACAGUUAUGAUCCACCGCUGAAAGGAUUAAAAGAAGACCUAAAUUUUGUGAGCCCACGUAUUGGAGAGGUGCUAGAGGCUGUGGGACCUAUCAUUUUUCUGUCAACAGAUACAAGAAAGCUCAGAAAUGAAGGUUUUUUAAGUCCAUAUCAUCCUCGAUAUCCAGACAUACUUACAAAUUCUGCUCACCCAAUGAGAGCUCAGGAUCUAGCAAAUGUCACCUCUUAUCGUGAAUGGGUAUUAUUUGGGUAUCUUGUUUGUCCUGAUGAGCUUCUUCGAGUUACUAGCAUUGACAUUGCUCUGGUCGUAUUGAAAGAAAAUCUGGUUCUUACUUUGUUCAGGGAUGAGUAUAUACUUUUGCAUGAGGAUUAUCAGCUAUAUGUCCUGCCACUGAUUUUAGAAUCAAAGAAGAUGGCAAAGUCUGGUCGUACGAAGCAAAAAGAAGCAGAUCUGGAGUAUAGUGUAGCUAAGCAAGUUGAGAAAAUGAUAAGUGAAGUGCAUGAGCAAGCAUUACUCUCGUGUGAUGCCAUUCAUCAUGAGAGGAGAAUAUUGCUAAAGCAAGAGAUUGGAAGAAUGGCGCUUUUCUUCACUGAUCAGCCCAGCUUGUUGGCUCCAAACAUACAAAUGGUAUUCUCUGCCUUGGCUUUUGCUCAAUGUGAGGUCAUCUGGUAUUUCCAACAUAUUGGGAUUGUGUCAUCAAAAUCAAAGACCACUCGAAUGGUACCUGUUGACAUAGACCCCAGUGAUCCAACUAUUGGGUUCUUAUUAGAUGGAAUGGACCAUCUAUGCUGUUUAGUACGCAAGUACAUUGCAGCGAUUCGAGGUUAUGCAUUAUCAUACCUUUCUUCUUGUGCUGUUAGAAUCCGGUCUUUGUUGAAUACCCCUGGGAUGGUGGCUCUUGACUUAGAUUCAAGCUUGAAAGGUCUUUUUCAGCAGAUUGUUCAGCACCUUGAAAACAUACCAAAACCACAGGGUGAAAAUGUAUCUGCCAUUACAUGUGAUCUAACUGAAUUCCGAAAGGAUUGGUUAUCAAUAUUGAUGAUAGUCACAUCUUCCCGAUCAUCUAUAAACAUAAGACAUUUGGAGAAAGCUACAGUUUCUACUGGGAAAGAAGGCUUAUUAUCGGAAGGAAAUGCUGCAUACAAUUGGUCCAGAUGUGUUGAUGAACUCGAAUCUCAAUUAUCAAAGCAUGCGAGUAUUAAGAAGUUGUAUUUUUACCAUCAGCACCUUACAGCAGUCUUCAGGAACACUAUGUUUGGCCCAGAAGGGCGCCCACAGCAUUGCUGUGCAUGGCUUGGCAUUGCAAGUAGUUUCCCAGAAUGUGCUUCCCCCAUUGUUCCAGAAGAGGUAACUAAAAUUGGCAGGGAUGCUGUCCUUUAUGUUGAAUCUCUCAUUGAAUCAAUAAUGGGAGGACUCGAGGGAUUAAUCAACAUACUUGAUUCUGAAGGAGGAUUCGGUGCCCUUGAGAUCCAGCUUCUUCCAGAGCAGGCAGCGUAUUAUAUGAAUUAUGCAUCCAGAGUAUCAAAUCUUUCAGCUAAAUCUCCGAAGGGAGCAUCUGGUUUCCUUUUUCCUGGUCAGGAAAGUCAUCCUGAAAAUAAUACUUCUAUCAAAAUGUUAGAAGCUGCAGUGCAGAGACUGACCAAUUUAUGCUUGGUUUUGAACGAUAUGGAGCCAAUAUGUGUGCUAAACCAUGUUUUUGUCUUAAGGGAGUACAUGAGAGAAUGCAUCCUUGGGAACCUUAGGAGGAGAUUUCUUUCGGCACUGAAAACUGAUACUGAUCUCCAACGGCCUUCUGUUCUUGAGUCACUUAUUCGGCGACACAUAAGCAUAAUCCAUCUGGCAGAGCAGCAUAUUAGCAUGGACCUAACUCAAGGUAUUCGAGAAAUUCUGCUCUCAGAGGCCUUCUCAGGACCCGUUUCUUCUUUGCAUUUGUUUGAGAAGCCAGCAGAGCAACACACAGGAUCAGCCACUGAGGCUGUUUGCAACUGGUACAUUGAAAAUAUAAUCAAGGAUAUAUCUGGCGCUGGAAUCCUUUUUGCUCCAAUUCACAAAUGCUUCAAGAGCACGAGGCCUGUUGGUGGAUAUUUUGCUGAUUCAGUCACUGAUAUCAAAGAAUUGAAGGCCUUUGUUCGGAUUUUUGGUGGCUAUGGAGUUGACAGGUUAGACAGAAUGCUGAAAGAACACACUGCUGCCCUUUUGAAUUGUAUUGACACAUCAUUGAGAUCGAACCGUGAAGUGCUAGAGGCAGUUGCUGGCAGCCUGCAUUCUGGUGACCGAAUGGAAAGAGACGCAUCAAUAAAGCAGAUACUCGAUAUAGACACCGUGAUUGGGUUUUGCGUUCAAGCUGGGCUGGCCUUGGCUUUUGACAGACUUCUAGCUGAAGCUUCUGGAGCUGUGCUCUUAGAAGGUGCGCCCUUGAUACAUUCGUUGUUGACUGGGAUAGCUAAGCAUAUACCUGAAGAAAUACCUGAAAAGAUAGAAAUCAGGAGAUUGAGGGGUGUGGCAAACAACUUUGGUGUAGUUUACGAUCAUGAUUCUCAAUGGGUGAGAUUUAUCUUAGAAGAGGUUGGAUGUGCAAACGAUGGUUCAUGGAGCUUCUUGCCUUAUUUAUUUGCCACCUUCAUGACUUCUAAUAUUUGGAAUACGACUGCCUUCAACGUGGACACAGGGGGAUUCAACAACAAUAUCCACUGCUUGGCAAGGUGCAUUACUGCUGUAAUUGCAGGAAGUGAGUUUGUUAGACUGGAGCGUGAGCAUCAACAAAGACAAUCUCUCUCAAAUGGACGUGCUGUCGAUACAGGGGACACUGAAAUGCAAAAUCGUUCUUCAGCUGAGGCGAGCAUAAAAUCCACAAUGCAGCUCUUCGUCAAAUUCUCUGCAGGCAUUAUACUGGAUUCAUGGAAUGAAACUAACCGAUCUCAUCUUGUUGCACAGCUAAUCUUCCUAGACCAACUUUGUGAGAUCUCUCCUUAUCUUCCAAGAAGCUCUCUGGAAUCCCAUGUUCCAUACGCCAUUCUUCGCUCGAUAUACAGCCAGUAUUACGAAAACUCUCCAUCGAUGCCACUUGCAUUACUUAGUGGUUCACCCCGCCAUUCACCUGCUGCAUCGCUCUCACAUUCUUCUCCUGGAGUGCGACAUCCUCACGGCGACUCCACUCAGUAUGAUUCAACUUAUUUCAAGGGAUCAUCAUCCCAUGGCCAGGAGUAUGAUGCUGACAGCGGAAGCUUACGGAGCACAGAAAGCAGGCUGCGGAAUGUUCGUCGUUCCGGGCCUUUAGAUUACAGCUCAAGCCGUAGUAAACUCAAGUUUGUGGAAGGCUCAACUUCAGGGAGUACCGGCCCCAGCCCGCUACCGAGGUUCGCUGUCUCAAGAUCCGGUCCAAUAUCCUACAAGUGAAAAAAACGAAGUGAACACGAGUUAAGGGGUAAAAGGGAUGGUAAUUUAUCUACUCUGGAAUUCUUUCAACGCUUCAGUUAUUAGACAGAGAGAGGGGCUAGUUCAUACAAAUUUUGACAAAUUGUAUAUCUUUAUAUAUUUUGUUUCUGUAUAAAAAUUACCAAUAAUAUUAAGACAGAAAUCAAAUUAAAUCCUAUGCAAGUCAA
Molecule: messenger RNA, 4552 nt
Organism: Pyrus x bretschneideri (Chinese white pear)
Lineage: Eukaryota; Viridiplantae; Streptophyta; Magnoliopsida; Rosales; Rosaceae
Product: protein NAP1-like
Exons: 24
Coding region: 177-4346 (1389 amino acids)
Biological process (GO): cell projection assembly; cortical actin cytoskeleton organization; cell morphogenesis
Cellular component (GO): SCAR complex
Source: RefSeq, a predicted model, not a curated record